CACGCUGACUUAAAGUACGGAUUUAUAUAGCCUACAUGUCUCAUUGUGCUUUUUCUCCCCCCAUUCACCCACUCCUCUCCACAUCCAACUCCCUCCUUCCCUCGCUCGCCCCCUUUUCUCUGUCUCUCCGCAGCAGAUCUUGGCACUGACAGAUGCGUUGUCACGCGUAGGAGUCCAGAACCUUUCUCCAUCUCUCUGGGGUUUUUUUCGGCACUCACCCUCCUCCUCCCAGCAUCCCUAAUAAGACACAUGCUCCUGGGCUGUGUUGCUCACUCACGUUAGGAUCUCCUGGCAAGCUCCCGCCACACUCUUCUCUCUCUUUUCUCGGUUUCGCCCCAGGCUUCAUGGGUUGAAGGGCAGUUUGCGUUGUCCACAAGAUCUCAUCUCACCUCGGCUCUCCGCACCCAGACUUCAUCAUUCUCAUCUUCAUCAUGUUGAGUGCUAUGGUUUGUUCCCCAAACAUGUUCGGACUUGCAGAGGCCUCCAGCCAAGGGCUCCGUGACCGACUGUAGUCGACUCUGUUCCACCUGCCACAGCGUGAAAGGGGCGCCCUCAGCUGUGAUCUGUCUGCCUGCAGGCGGGACCCAGCGUGACUGGGCAGCAGGGACUAUGCAUUUGGGACUGGUGGUGCUGGCAGUGGUCUUCCUCAGCUCCAUGGGUCACGGCGAUAACCUCAAGGCCUUCAAAGCAAGAAGACAGAGACGGAUAAGCACUGAAGUACCACCAUCAUGCUCAAAUGGCUGCGAACACUGCUCAGAGUACAACGGCUGUCUUAAAUGUCGACCCCGACUCUUCAUCCUACUGGAGCGGAAUGACAUCCGUCAGAUUGGCAUUUGCCUCGCUGCCUGUCCUGUUGGAUAUUAUGGCAUUCGAAAUCGGGAUAUGAACAAAUGCACACAAUGUAAAAUAGAAAACUGUGAGGCAUGUUUUAGCCGAAACUUUUGCACAAAAUGUAAGGAGGGCCUGUACUCACACAGAGGGAGGUGUUUCUCUAGCUGUCCUGAAGGAUUCACCAUCAAUGGCACCAUGGAGUGUGUAGUCCAAUGUGAUCUAAGCGAGUGGAGUCCAUGGGGCCCUUGCAUGAAGAAGAACAAAACAUGUGGCUUUAAAAAGGGUAACCAGACCCGUACCAGGGAGCCCGUACAGAUUCCAAGUCCUGCCACUUCCACAGGGGCCGCGCCGCCCUCGGGCUGUGUCCCAGAGACACAGGCCCAGAGAUGUACCGUGCAGAAAAAGAUCCCUUGCAAAGGGGAAAAUAAAAAGAACCCACAGAACCGUGGAGAGAAAAAUGGCAAGAACCGUGGACGAGACUCCAAGGAAAGUGGCAAAAAGAAAAAAAAGACCCCGAACCGGUCCACCACUGUCCCCACCAUUACAACGAGCAUGGUGACCUAACCUUAUCAUGGUGUCAGGUGAGCCUGAGAAAGGAGAAGGCCUGGCCCACCUUUGUUGGCUGAAGACAAACAGUAUUUGAUUGUGACAUCAAAAUUAUGCAAAAAAAAAAAGAAAAAAGAAAAGGAAUAACGCUGCUACACGUAAAACAUGCUCAAUGAGAACUGGAGGAUUGCUGUACUAAAUAAUGAACUGUGUAAACUGAGUAAAGCUUGGGGGAACCAAGGGGCUGGGUUGGUUAGUCUCAUGCUAUUUGGAAACACCCAGAAAGACUGUGCGUGUGCAGGGUCGUCUUUUUGUAAGCCUUCCCACAGGAAACAACAUUGUUUGUGGUUGGCAAAAUGGUCCAUAUGUUUCACUUUAGAUCUAUCAGAAAGGUUUCUGAACUAUAGAAGACACUGCAAAGGCCCGCCGUCCAAAAAGAACAUCUAAAAUACAUUAGAAUCUCUUGUGAUUCACCUAAUCCAGCUGUAAUCACAUUCUUUUUAUCCAGAGUUGGAUCUCCUUAUGUUCGUGACAGGUAGCCUACAGUCUUGAGUCUGUAUGUGAGUCUGUGUCAGAGUGAAAAGUAUUUUUUUUUUAUGUUUUCUUUUUCUUUCUGUUGUUUAUAACAAAAGAAGGCACUGGAACUGAUAUUGUGGUUUACAGAGAGAAUGUGGAGAAAGAAGAACUUUAAUGAUGAUGAAACUAUCCAAACAUGAAGAAACGCACUUAUAACUUCCAACCGGUAGAGCGGUUUUACUUGUUUUAGUGGUCUAUGUAAAAUAAGUAUUUUGUUUAGGGGAAAAUAAAUACAAUAUUUUCUGCACAGAUGAAGGCAGCGAUAAUAUGAGGAAUGUACAGUGUUUAAGUAUGUGUAUGAAAGAUGAAAGAUUGUGUGCGUGUGUCAGAUUGUGUGUUUUUGAAUCUGUGUUCUUGUGUGCACCUUUGUGUUGUAAAGCAAGGAGAAGAGAGAGGUCAACAGUACAUUUCUUGUGACCAAACCAGUUUGGAACUAAACCAGCACAAUGCUUAAGCAGCAUUGAUUAUAUGCUAUAUAGGUUUUUCAUUGCUCAGUUAUCAUAUUUGCAACAGGUUCAAUAUAUCACAUCAUUCAUAAUGCUUUGCAACAUUUAGUAUCAGUAUCAGAGGAAGGAAUGCUGUACAUCCUACAGUUAUUUAAAUGUAGCAUCCAGUCACACUUAGUCUGUUUGAUUUCCACAGCAUCUUGACCAUGGGCUGCAUUUUCCAAAAAAACAUUGUAAGCAUAAGUAGAUUGUUGAGACCUGUGGUGCUAAUGGUUUCUACCAUAUACUAUAGGCUUACUAUGCUUUUGGGAAAUGCAGUGGGUAUUUACAUUACAAUAUACACCCCGAAUGAGAAUUAUAACACUGAAAAUGUCAGCUUCUGUUUAUCUUGAUGCAAUAUACAUAUUGUUAUUAUAUAUAUAUUUCUAUAAAAAUCUACAAGGCAAAUAAACACUUAAAUAAA
Rhinichthys klamathensis goyatoka is the source of this 2862-nucleotide messenger RNA. RefSeq names its product R-spondin 1 (gene rspo1). The transcript is spliced from 5 exons. Lineage: Eukaryota; Metazoa; Chordata; Actinopteri; Cypriniformes; Leuciscidae. Bases 610 to 1395 code for a protein of 261 amino acids. The record is from RefSeq and is a predicted model, not a curated record.